Molecule: messenger RNA, 11754 nt
Organism: Saccoglossus kowalevskii
Lineage: Eukaryota; Metazoa; Hemichordata; Enteropneusta; Harrimaniidae
Source: RefSeq, a predicted model, not a curated record
AUGGACAGUCAGUUCCCUCACCAACAUACCUUAACUCCGGAAAACUAUCCAAACACUGGCUUAGGCGAUCAUAACUAUUGUCGAAAUCCUGAUGGUUGGCAUACAGUUUGGUGUUACACAACCGAUCCUGAUGUAGUGUGGCAUGACUGUGAUAUUGGACAACCAAGUGAAACAUGUGACGAAACCACAAGUGCAGCUCCUGUUAUUAGAUCUACACAACGUAUAGAUGAGUAUACGUCUUCAUUACCAAAUAUACGAACAAUUAAACACAUAACAGAGCCUAAUCACGGUUCACGUGAAUGCUAUAGAGAUCAUCGUGGACGUGACUAUCGGGGAACUCUACAUGUUACACUUCACGGUGAAGUUUGUCAGAAAUGGACAGACCAGUUCCCUCACCAACAUACAGUAACUCCUGAAAACUAUCCAAACACUGGCUUAGGAGAUCAUAACUAUUGUCGAAAUCCUGAUGGUUGGCAUACAGCUUGGUGUUAUACAACCGAUCCUGAUGUAGUAUGGCAUGACUGUGAUAUUGGUCCACCAAAUGAUGCGUGUGUUAAUGAAAUUGGUUUGACUGUCUACUAUAAUAUAGGUACCAUCACAACUACAGCUCCUAUUGUGAGAUCUACAGUAAAUAUAGGUGAACAUACUACUGCAGCGACACAGUCAAUAAGAAUUAAAUCAGUAACAGAACAUGGUUCAAGUGAAUGUUAUAGAGAUCAUCGAGGCCGUGACUAUCGGGGCACUGUACAUGUUACAGAUCACGGUGAAGUUUGUCAGAAAUGGACAGACCAAUUCCCUCACCAACAUGCAGUAACUCCGGAAAACUAUCCAAACACUGGCUUAGGAGAUCAUAACUAUUGUCGAAAUCCUGAUGGUUGGCAUACAGCUUGGUGUUACACAACCGAUCCUAAUGUAGUAUGGCAUGACUGUGAUAUUGGCCCACCAAAUGCAAAUUGUGAUGUAACCACAUCAACCGUGUCAGGUUCUGGUACAACGAACUAUGUAAAUGAAGCCUCUGCGUCAUUAUCGUAUGUAACGACACAAGAAACACGGACGGUAGACACCCAAGAAAGAUCCACAGAACCCAUGGCGACAAGUGAAAAAGAGCAAACACCAAUUCAUUCUUUCACGCCAUCUCUGUCAACAAUAAACGAAUACACGACCAUGCCAGUUCCAACGGUGCCACAUUUAGCAACUACUAAUGUGAAACCAAUCUCACCGGCAACGUUUACUAACAAACAAGAAAGUACAGCAGACUCCAUGACGACAAGUGAAAAAGAGCAAACACCAAUUCCCACUAUCACACCAUUUCUGACAAAGAUAAACGAAUACACAACCAUGCCAGUUCCAACGGUGCCGCAUUCAGCAUCCACUGACAUGAAACCUAUCACACCGGCAACGUUGACUAAUAAACAAGAAAGUACAGCAGAAUCCAUGACGACAAGUGAAAAUGAGCAAACACCAAUUCCCACUAUUACACCAUUUCUGACAAAGAUAAACGAAUACACGAUCAUGCCAGCAACUACCUCGCAGCAUAUUACACCAGAAGAAAAUAAACAAACUAACAUUCCCGUCACUACUUCAUCCGCAAAUGUACUCACAACUGUGUCAGAUACAAGUGAGUGUUACACAGACAUAAACGGACGUGAUUAUCGCGGAACUGUACAUGUUACACAUCACGGUGAAGUUUGUCAGAAAUGGACAUCCCAGUUCCCUCACCAACAUGCAGUAACUCCGGAAAACUAUCCUAACACUGGCCUAGGAGAUCAUAAUUAUUGUCGAAAUCCUGAUGGUUGGCACACAGCUUGGUGUUACACAACCGAUUUUGAUGUAGUAUGGCAUGACUGUGAUAUUGGUCCAAUGAAAGACAAUUGUGACGUCAUCACAACUACGACUCCUGUCGUCCGAUCUACAAUACAAAUAGGUGACCUGACUUCCACUUUACCUGAGUUAACAUCAAUCAAUACAACCAUCGACAAUCAAGGUUCGAAUGAUUGCUAUACACAAGCUGAUGGUAGCGAUUAUCGAGGGAAUGAGAACGCGACUCGACACGGAGAUAUUUGUCAAAAGUGGACAGAUCAAUCACCACAUCAUCACAUCAGAACACCAACAAACUAUCCUAACGCCGGUCUCGGAGAUCAUAAUUAUUGCAGAAAUCCAGAUGGGAAAGUUAAACCCUGGUGUUAUACCACCAAUCAUUUAAUACGAUGGAGAUACUGUGAUGUUGGUGAGCCUGUUGGAACGUGUGGUACAACGUCACAACCGCAUUAUACUACCGAGGAGCACACUGUGACAGUAUUAGAGGCUACUAUACAAACUGAAGGUAUUCCAGCUACCACUGCUGAACCUAAAUUAACGACUGAAGGUACAACGUCACAACCGCAUUAUACAACUGAGCAACAAACUUUGACAGUAACAGAGGCUACUAUACAAACCGAAGAUACAACAACGCAGAUAUUGCCAACGUUUCAGCAAACCACCGAGCUACAAUUGACGACAAUACAAGAGAUUACUGAACGAACCAACGAGAUGACUACACACUAUAUGGUGAUCAGUGAAGAAGGACAGUCACCAACGUUAACCACAGCACCGUUUCGGCCAACCACGAACGAACAAACUACUUCACCAGGUGAGGAGGAGUGUUACACCGACCCCAAUGGCCUCGAUUAUCGAGGAUCUGAGAAUAUGACGUCCACUGGCGACGAGUGUGAGAAGUGGACAUCAUUGACGGCAGCACAUUAUAGUAUUACACCAUCAAAUUAUCCUAAUACAGGACUCGGUGAUCAUAAUUACUGUCGAAAUCCAGACGGAAAAGAUGGACCUUGGUGUUUCACUAAUCAGUUUACCUAUCAUUUCCACAAUAAUCAGUAUCACCAUCAUCACACUGGGAACUAUACAUGGAGUUACUGUAAUGUUGGUAAUGCAAGUAGUAACUGUGAGUUAACCACGCAAUACAUGAUGACUAGUGAAGAAGAAAAAUCGCCAACUUUAACAACCACGCCAGUUAUACCAACGACGAAUGAAUAUUCAAUUUUACCAGGUGCCCUUUACAUUGAUGUAAACUGUGAUCGAUACUAUGUUAUGUCGGAUAAACGAAAGUGGCACGCAUCUAAAUCUCAAUGUGAACUUAUCGGCGGAGUGCUGGCAUCUUUACACACGAAACCGAUUUUCGAUGCAGUGCGUCAGUUUAUCGUGAAUAGUGGUUUUGCUAACGGUAUUCGUGGGUAUUGGAUUGGACUUAAUGAUAUAACAGCAGAAGGGGUCUAUCAGUGGUUGAAUGGUGAAACCUUUGGAUGGACAGCAUGGGCUUCAGGCGAACCAAACAAUAAUAAUAGGUCCAAUACCAAUGGGCAAGACUGUGUACAGUUAUGGAAACGAAGAAACUAUGAGUGGGAUGAUAACAACUGCCGGAGAAAACGGGCAUAUAUAUGCCAAACACAUAUUAUAGAUUGUAAUAUUUCCACGGCAAUUCCACUAACAACACAACCAGUAACGACACAAUCCAUAUCUACUAAAGAACCAACAAAGACUAUUGAUACUACAAGUAUAAUACCUCAAACUACCAAUGUACUUACAACUGCACAAGUUACGACACCUUUCCUUUCAACUGAAGAACCAACAACGAACAUUGUUACUACUACGUCAGAACCUAUAACUACAAAUGUACCCACAACUGAAUCAGGCAGCACACCUAUUUCUACCGAGGAAGUAAGAACUAACACUGUCACUACCAGUCCAACAACAACAACUGAGCAAGGGUCGCCAUACACUGAUGUAAACUGUGACAGAUACAGCGUGGAUACCGAAAAAAGGACCUGGCAUGCAUCUAAAAGUCAAUGUGAGUCACUGGGUGGAGUUCUGGCUUCAUUGCAUACUCAGUCAGUUUUCCAAAACGUUCGGACAUUUAUCAUGAACGGUAAUUUCGAUAACGGUGUGCGUGGGUAUUGGAUAGGGCUUAAUGACCUGUCUACAGAAGGUUCAUUUGAAUGGUUAAAUGGAGAUGUAUUUGGAUGGACAGCGUGGGCAAAGGGAGAGCCAAAUAAUAAAGUACAACAAUCCGUAGAAGGACAAGACUGUGUACAAGUGUGGAAGAGACGCGCAUACAAGUGGGAUGAUAACAACUGCAAUGCAAAACGUGGAUAUAUAUGCCAAACACCAAUCCUAACUACACAAAUCAUUUCCACUGAAGAAGCAACAACUACUACUGUCACUGCCAGUUUAGCACCUCCAACUACGAAUAUACUUACAACUAAACAAGGUACCACACAAUCGAUUUCCACUGAAGAAUCACCGACGACAAUUGUCACAUCAGCACUACCAACUACAGAGGUAAUCACAACGAAGCCAGUUUCUACACAGCCCAUUUCCACUGACGAGCCGACAACGAAUAUUGUCACCACUACGUCUGUCCCACCAAGUACGAACGUAAACACAACGAAGCCAGGUACCACAAAUUCAAUUUCCACUGAAGAGUCACCGACGACCAUUUUCACAUCAGCACUACCAACUACAGAGGUAAUCACAACGAAACCAGGCAGUACACCUAUUUCUACUGAGCAAGUAAGAACUAACAUUGUCACUACCGGUCCAGCUAUUAUAUCGACCAAAGAACCAUCAACGACCAUUUUUACUACUACUUCAGAACCACUAACGAGAAAUGUACUCACAACUGAACCAGUUACUACACAGCCCAUUUCCACUGAAGAGCCGACACCGAACGUUGUCACCACUACUUUAGUCCCACUAACUACAAACGUCCACACAAAGAAGCCAGUAACGUCACAAUCUUUAUCCACUAAAGAACCAACAACUACCAUUGAUACUACCAGUCCAAUACUUCCAACAACAAAUAUACUUGCAACUGUAGAAGUUACAACAUCUUUCCUUUCAACUGAAGAACCAACAACGACCAUUGUUACUACUACAUCAGAGCCACUAACUACAAAUUUACUCACAACUAAAUCAGGCAGUACACCUAUUUCUCCCGAGCAAGUAAGGACUAACAUUAUCACUGCCAAUCCAACUACUAUAUCGACCAAAGAACCAACAACGACUAUUUUUACUACCACUUCAGAACCACAAUCUACAAAUGUACUCACAAGUGAACCAGUUUCUACACAGCCCAUUUCCACUGAAGAGCCGACAACGAACAUUGUCACCUGUACAUCUGUCCCUCCAACUACGAACGUAAACACAACGAAGCCAGUAACGACACAAUCCAUGUCCACUGAGAUACCAACAACGACAAUUGAUACCACAAGUCCAAUACCUCCAACUAUAAAUAUACUUACAACUGAACAAGUUACGAAACCUUUCCUUUCAACUGAAGAACCAGCAACUACCAUUGUUACUACUACUUCAGAACUUAUAACUACAAAUGUACCCACAACUGAAUCAGGCACUACAUCUAUUCCUACCGAGGAAGUAAGAACUAACACUGUCACUGCCAGUCCAACAACUACAACUGAGCAAGGAAUUACAUCACAUAAAACCACUGGAGAACCAAUGGCGACCAUUAUAUCUACCAUGCCACCAACAACAAGUGAAGUCACAACACAGCCAGGGUUGCCAUACAUUGAUGUAAACUGCGACAGAUACAGCGUGGGUACCGAAAAAAGGACGUGGCAUGCAUCUAAAAGCCAAUGUGAGUUCAUGGGUGGGGUGCUGGCUUCAUUGCAUACUCAGUCAGUUUUCCAAAACGUUCGGACAUUUAUCAUGAAUGGUAAUUUCGAUAAUGGCGUGCGUGGGUAUUGGAUAGGGCUUAAUGACCUGUCUACAGAAGGUACAUUUGAAUGGUUAAAUGGAGAUGUAUUUGGGUGGACAGCGUGGGCAAAAGGAGAGCCAAAUAAUAAAGUACAACAAUCCGGAGAAGGACAAGACUGCGUACAAGUGUGGAAGAAACGCGCAUACAAGUGGGAUGAUAACAACUGCAAUGCAAAGAGAGGAUAUAUAUGCCAAACACCAAUCCCUGGCUGCUUCGUUUCCACGGAAGUAGCACCAAUCACAACGAAUAGUGGUUCUACUGAGUCAGGUACCACAAAUUCCAUUUCCACUGAAGAGUCACCGACGACCAUUGUCACAUCAGCACUACCAACUACAGAGGUAAUCACAACGAAACCAGGCAGUACACCUAUUUCUACUGAGCAAGUAAGAACUAACAUUGUCACUACCGGUCCAGCUACUAUAUCGACCAAAGAACCAUCAACGACCAUUUUUACUACUACUUCAGAACCACUAACGAGAAAUGUACUCACAACUGAACCAGUAACGUCACAAUCUUUAUCCACUAAAGAACCAACAACUACCAUUGAUACUACCAGUCCAAUACUUCCAACAACAAAUAUACUUACAACUGUAGAAGUUACACCAUCUUUCCUUUCAACUGAAGAACCAACAACGACCAUUGUUACUACUACAUCAGAACCACUAACUACAAAUUUACUCACAACUAAAUCAGGCAGUACACCUAUUUCUCCCGAGCAAGUAAGGACUAACAUUAUCACUGCCAAUCCAACUACUAUAUCGACCAAAGAACCAGCAACGACUAUUUUUACUACCACUUCAGAACCACUAUCUACAAAUGUACUCACAAGUGAACCAGUUACUACACAGCCCAUUUCCACUGAAGAGCCAACAACGAUAAUUGUCACCACUACGUCUGUCCCUCCAACUACGAACGUAAACACAACGAAGCCAGUAACCACACAAUCCAUGUCCACUAAGAUACCAACAACGACAAUUGAUACCACAAGUCCAAUACCUCCAACUAUAAAUAUACUUACAACUAAACAAGGCACUACAUCUAUUCAUACCGAGGAAGUAAGAACUAACACUGUCACUGCCAGUCCAAGAACUACAACUGAGCAAGGAAUUACAUCACAUAAAACCACUGGAGAACCAAUGGCGACCAUUAUAUCUACCAUGCCACCAACAACAAGUGAAGUCACAACACAGCCAGGGUCGCCAUACAUUGAUGUAAACUGCAACAGAUACAGCGUGGGUACCGAAAAAAGGACGUGGCAUGCAUCUAAAAGCCAAUGUGAGUUCAUGGGUGGGGUGCUGGCUUCAUUGCAUACUCAGUCAGUUUUCCAAAACGUUCGGACAUUUAUCAUGAACGGUAAUUUCGAUAACGGUGUGCGUGGGUAUUGGAUAGGGCUUAAUGACCUGUCUACAGAAGGUACAUUUGAAUGGUUAAAUGGAGAUGUAUUUGGGUGGACAGCGUGGGCAAAAGGAGAGCCAAAUAAUAAAGUACAACAAUCCGGAGAAGGACAAGACUGCGUACAAGUGUGGAAGAAACGCGCAUACAAGUGGGAUGAUAACAACUGCAAUGCAAAGAGAGGAUAUAUAUGCCAAACACCAAUCCCUGGCUGCUUCGUUUCCACGGAAGUAGCACCAAUCACAACGAAUAGUGGUUCUACUGAGUCAGGUACCACAAAUUCAAUUUCCACUGAAGAGUCACCGACGACCAUUUUCACAUCAGCACUACCAACUACAGAGGUAAUCACAACGAAACCAGGCAGUACACCUAUUUCUACUGAGCAAGUAAGAACUAACAUUGUCACUACCGGUCCAGCUACUAUAUCGACCAAAGAACCAUCAACGACCAUUUUUACUACUACUUCAGAACCACUAACGAGAAAUGUACUCACAACUGAACCAGUUACUACACAGCCCAUUUCCACUGAAGAGCCGACACCGAACGUUGUCACCACUACUUUAGUCCCACUAACUACAAACGUCCACACAAAGAAGCCAGUUACAUCAUCUUUCCUUUCAACUGAAGAACCAACAACGACCAUUGUUACAACUACAUCAGAACCACUAACUACAAAUUUACUCACAACUAAAUCAGGCAGUACACCUAUUUCUCCCGAGCAAGUAAGGACUAACAUUAUCACUGCCAAUCCAACUACUAUAUCGACCAAAGAACCAGCAACGACUAUUUUUACUACCACUUCAGAACCACUAUCUACAAAUGUAAUCACAAGUGAACCAGUUACUACACAGCCCAUUUCCUCUGAAGAGCCAACAACGAUAAUUGUCACCACUACUUUAGUCCCAACAACUGCAAAUGUACACUCAAUGAAACCAGUAACGACACAAUCCAUAUCCACUAAAGAACCAAGAACGACCAUUGAUAGUACCAGUCGAAUACCUCCAACUACAAAUAUGCUAACAACUGAACAAGGUACCACACAAUCCAUUUCCACUGAAGAAUCAACGACGAACAUUGUCACACCAGCACUACCAAAUACAGAAGUAAUCACAAUGAAGCCAGUUACUACACAGCGCAUUUCCACUGAAGAGCCUACAACGAAUAGUGUUUCCUCUACUUCAGUCCUACCAACUACUAAUGUACACUCAACGAAGCCAGUAACGACACAAUCCAUAACCACUGAAGAGCCAACAACGACCAUUGAUACUACCAGUCCAAUACCUCCAACUACAAAUAAACUUACAACUGAGCAAGAAACUACACCACAUAAAACAACAGGAGAACAAACAGCGACUAUUAUAUCCACUAACAUGCCACCAACUACAAAUGAAGUCACAAUUCAGCCAGGAUUGCUAUACAUUGAUGUAAACUGUGACAGAUACAACGUGGUUACCGAAAAAAGGACAUGGCAUGCAUCUAAAAGCCAUUGUGAAUCCAUGGGCGGAGUGCUGGCUUCAUUGCAUACUCAGUCAGUUUUCCAAAACGUUCGGACAUUUAUCAUGAAUAGUAAUUUCGAUAAUGACGUGCGUGGGUAUUGGAUAGGACUUAAUGACCUGUCUACGGAAGGCUCAUUUGAAUGGUUAAAUGGAGAUGUAUUUGGAUGGACAGCAUGGGCGAAAGGACAGCCAAAUAGUAACGUUCAACAAUCCGUGCAAGGACAAGACUGUGUACAAGUGUGGAAACAACGCGCAUAUAAGUGGGAUGAUAACAACUGCAAUGCAAAGAGAGGAUAUAUAUGCCAAACACCAAUCACUGGCUGUUCCGUUUCAACAGAAGUAGCACCAAUCACAACGAGUAGUGAUUCUACUGAGUCAGUAACUACACAAAUCAUUUCCACUGAAAAACCAACAACUACUGUCACUGCCAGUUCAGCACCUCCAACUACAAAUAUGCUUACAACUGAACAAGGUACCACACAAUCGAUUUCCACUGAAGAAUCACCGACGACAAUUGUCACAUCAGCACUACCAACUACAGAGGUAAUCACAAUAAAGCCAGUUACUACACAGCCCAUUUCCACUGAAGAGCCGACAACGAGCAUUGUCACCACUACUUUAGUCCCACCAACUACGAACGUACACACAACGAAGUCAGUAACGACACAAUCCAUAACCACUGAAGAGCCAACAACGACCAUUAAUACUACCAGUCCAAUACCUCCAACAACAAAUAUACUUACAACUGAACAAGGCAAUACACCUAAUUCUACCGAAGAACUAAAAACUAACAUUGUCACUUCCAGUUUAACAACUACAACUGAGCAAGUUACGACAACUUUCCUUUCAACUGAACAACCAACAACUACCACUGUUACAACUACUUCAGUCCCACCAACUAAAAAUGUGCUGACAACUGAAUCAGGAACGCCACAUAUUGAUGUCAACUGUGACAGAUAUAACGUGAUUUCCGACAAACGGACGUGGCAUGCAGCUAAAGAUCAUUGUGAGUCAAUUGGAGGAGUGCUGGCUUCAUUACAUACUCAGUCGGUAUUCCAAAACGUUCGGACAUUUAUCAUGAAUAGUAAUUUCGAUAACGGUGUGCGUGGGUAUUGGAUAGGGCUUAAUGACCUGUCUACUGAAGGUUCAUUUGAAUGGUUAAAUGGAGAUGCACUUGGAUGGACAGCAUGGGCGACAGGAGAGCCAAAUAAUAGCAUUCUACAAUCCGUUGAUGGACAAGACUGUGUACAAGUGUGGAAGAAGCGCACAUAUAAGUGGGAUGAUAACUACUGCCAUGCAAAACGUGGAUAUAUAUGCCAAACACUCAUUCCCGGUUGCUCCGUUUCCACAGAAGUAGCACCAAUCACAUUAAUGGACAGUUCUACUGAAUCAGUCACUACAUCCCAUAUAUCUACUGAAAAACCAACAACGACCAUUGUUACCACUUCUUCAGUCCCACCAACCACAGAUGAAGUUACAACAGAGCAAGUUAAUACACCGUAUAUGUCUACUGCAGAACCAUCAACGACCAUUGUCACCACAACUUCAAUCCAAUCAACUACAAAUACAGCCACAACUGAGCAAGUCACAACAGCAUACAUUUCUACUGAAGAACCAACGACGAGCAUUGCCGCCACUACUUCAGUCCCACCAACUACAAAUGUAGCAACAACUGAGCAAGUUGCCACUUCACAUAUUUCUACCGACGAACCAACAACGUCCAUCACCACUACUUCAGUCGCGCCAACUACAAAUGUAGUCACAGCUGGGCAAGUCACUACACCACAUAUUUCUACGGAAGAACAAAAAACAUCAGCCCAACCAACUACAAAUGUAGCCACAACUGAGCCAGUAACUACACCGCAUAUUUCUACUGAAGAUCAAAAAACGACUAUCGUCACCACAGCACCAGCUCCACCAACUACAAAUAUAGCCACAACUCAGCCAGAGCCAGCACCGACCACUGGUUGUACUCCAUCAGGUCCACCAAUAACAACAGGUUUCCCGUAUAUUGACGUAAACUGUGAACGAUACCAUAUUAUCGCCAAUAAACACACGUGGCAUGCAUCUAAAGGUCAAUGUGAAGAUAUUGGUGGAGUCCUUGCCUCAAUAAAUACACAACCGAUUUUCAAGGCAGUACGUCAAUUUAUCAUGAAUGGUAAUUUUGAUAAUAGUAUCCGUGGUUAUUGGAUUGGACUUAAUGAUAUCACAACAGAAGGUUCAUUCGAAUGGUUGAAUGGAGACACCUUCGGAUGGACAGCAUGGGCUGCAGGACAACCAAAUGAUAACCACCAACAAAGUAGUAGUGGAGAAGACUGUGUACAAUUGUGGAAAAAGAAAUCCUACAAGUGGGAUGAUAAUUACUGCCAUAGAAAGUUAGGUUAUAUUUGCCAAACUGCCAUCCUCACUACACCCUAUAUUUCCACUGAACAACCGACAACUACCAUAGCCACUACUACGUCAGUCCCACCAACUACAAAUGUAAUAACAACUGAGCAAGUUACCACACAAGCCAUUUCCACUGAAGAACCAGUGACGACCAUUGUUUCUACUACUUCAGCACCAACUACAAAUGUAUUUACAACUGCGUCAGUUACCAAACAAGCCAUUUCCACUGAAGAACCAGUGACGACUAUUGUUUCUACUACUUCAGCACCAACUACAAAUAUAUUGACAACUGAGUCAGGAUGUAUUCGGUAUCAUGUGGUAUCAAGUAAGAAGACAUGGCAGCAAUCCAAGAGCGAAUGUGAAAACAUUGGCGGGGUGCUCGCGUCAUUGCAUACACAGGCUAUUUUCCAGGCUGUUCGUUCAUUUAUUUUGAAUGGUAAUUUUGAUGGUAAGGUGAAAGGUUAUUGGAUCGGCCUUAAUGAUCUUAAUAAUGAAGGUUCGUUUGAAUGGUUGAAUGGAGAGCCAUUCGACUGGACUAGGUGGGCGAAUAAACAACCGAACGACAAUAAUCAAGGCAGCUCUGGAGGUCAAGACUGCGUACAGUUAUGGAAAAAGACUAGUUACACAUGGGACGAUAACUCCUGCCACCAGAAGCGAGGAUACGUAUGUCAGACUUCCAUUUCAACUUGUCCUGAUGAGAUUAUACAGGGAUAG